CCUUCUCCAGAGAUGACCUCGCAAACAAUACAGGAGCGUGGCAAGUGGGACAGCAAGACAGAGUUUAUCCUCUCUACUGUCGGUGCCAUUAUUGGACUGGGAAAUGUGUGGAGAUUUCCUUACUUGUGUUACAAGAAUGGUGGUGGUGCAUUCUUUAUUCCUUACAUCCUGUUCCUUGUGACGUGUGGCAUUCCGCUGUUCGUCCUGGAGAUAGCACUGGGUCAGUACACCAGUCAGGGGGGAAUCAUGUGCUGGAGGAAGCUCUGCCCCUUGUUUGAAGGCAUUGGAUACGCCAGCCAAAUUAUCCUUUUCUAUGGGUGUAUCAGCUACAUGGUGAUCUUGGCCUGGGCUUUCUUCUACCUUUUCGCCUCACUAUCUGGAGAGUUGCCAUGGGCCACUUGUAACAACACAUGGAACACAGAUGCUUGUGUGGUAUUAAACGACUAUAACCACACUGCUAACUGGACCUCAUCACUGAAUAUGUCAUCGUCUGUUCUAGAGUUUUGGCAACGACGGGUGUUAAAUAUAUCCACUGGCAUCGAGACCCUGGGAAAUAUACGCUGGGACCUUGCUUUGUGCCUUCUGCUGGCCUGGAUCAUCUGCUACUUCUGUGUCUGGAAAGGAGUGAGGUCCACAGGAAAGGCUACCUACUUCACAGCCACGUUUCCCUUAGUCAUGUUAGUGUUGCUGCUUCUCAGAGGGGUGACGCUUCCUGGAGCCCUCCAUGGCAUCAAGUACUACCUGUACCCCAACCUCGCACGGCUCGCCGACCCUCAGGUUUGGAUGGAUGCUGGAACACAAAUAUUUUAUUCCUAUGCUAUAUGUUUGGGAUGUCUCACUACGUUUGGGAGCUACAACAAGUACAACAACAACUGUUACAGAGAUUCCUUCUAUCUGUGCUUGUUGAACAGUGGCACCAGCUUUAUUUCUGGCUUUGCCAUCUUCUCAAUUUUGGGCUACAUGUCACAGAAACAGGGCAUCGAUAUCUCGACAGUUGCUGAGUCAGGCCCCGGCCUUGUCUUCAUAGUGUACCCACAGGCUGUGACUCUCCUGCCGUGGCCUCAGGUCUGGUCUGUGUGCUUCUUCGCCAUGAUCAUCUUGUUAGGAAUAGACGGUCAGUUUGCUGGGCUCGAGAGCAUCAUGACCUCUUUGGCAGACAUCUACCCUUCCCAGAUCCGGAGAGGAUACCGCAGAGAGCUUCUCCUGAUGCUCAUCAGUGCUCUGUGUUAUGUGUUAGGUCUCUUAUUGGUGUCAGAGGCCGGAGCGUACAUCCUGCAGAUCUUUGAUCACUACGUGUGCAGUGGUCCCACUCUGCUGCUGAUGGCAAUAUUCCAGUCAGUCAUCAUUGGGUGGAUUUAUGGUGCUGAACGCUUCAGUAACAACAUUGAGGACAUGAUCGGGUACAAACCUCUGUCCCUGUUCAAGUUCUGCUGGAUGUAUGUGACCCCUCUCAUUUGCAGUGGCACACUUGCAUUUCUCGUCCUGAGAUACACCCCGCUGAGGUUCAACAACUCGUAUGUGUAUCCAUGGUGGGCUUACUGGAUCGGCUGGUUCCUGUCCUUAUCGUCUCUUGUAAUGAUUCCAGUCGUCAUGAUCUGCAAACUGGCCAGAGGAAAAGGGACUCUGUGGGAGCGUAUCAGGACGAGCUGCCGGCCUGCAGACGACCUUCCCGUGAUGACAAAGGAAAUGACAAACAUCAAUUCUACUCUAUUUGAUUGCAAUGGUGGAAGAAAGAGCGAUAAAUAGUGGAAUGUCACUUUGACAGUAAUUUCUUUUUUUUCUUUUGAGGAAUUUGUACGGCACAUUGUUUACUACAUUAGAAUGAUUAGAAUUUGUUAGAGCUAUUUUUAUCUAGUUUGUUUGGCUCCUUCUGAUUUUGGGAUUUUGGAUCAUUUGUUUUAUUUACACUAGUUUUGUUAGUAUUUUCCUUCUUUAAUCUUUUGUUUUGUUCUGUUACUUUCUUGGUCGUGGUGAACUGGUAUUUUAUUUAUUCCUUUUUGGUUUACAUUGGAAAACGGGAACUUGAGGUCAUGUAUAGAACCAUCAUGCCACUGGUUGGACCUUUGGAAGCAGGAAGCAUCAUCUCUCUUUGUUCUUCUCUAAGCUCGCUUGUUUUCAACACACUCAUCAAAGGAAAACUUGGAAGGUGCAUUAGUUUGCCUGUAAACCACAUCCUCCUCAGUGGCUUCUGGGUUUUAUGUUGGAUUAAGUUUGUCGCCACACCGGUAUUAAUACAUGAUUUACGAUGAAGAUAUAUAUUGGAAUAUAGAACAGUUUAUGAAAUGCUUAUAUAAAUAUGUUGUUAGAUGACAUUGUGACAGAUACAGUAUAUACAAAAUAGUAGUUGCAAACUUUUUCCUGCAACGCAAAUCUAAAAUACCUCAGAGUUAACAAUAUUACAGUGUUCACUUGCAAAAAUGGGACACUUUUAUACCAGUGCUUCCAAUGGGUGGAGCAUUAUCAAAUGUUUUAAAAAGCAAUGUGAUUGCUACUGUGAAAAGCUCCUGACACUAUCGACACCAUCAACAUUGUCUAUCAUUACUGGUUUUUCCAAUUACUUUUUUACUGUAAUGAUUUGAGCUCAAUGUAAAAUGAGCCAAAACAAAUUUAACAGCAGCGUUGUCUUUUAAAAAAUAUAUUGUUGGCAUUGUUAGUAUUCAAAGAACUCUAUUUUAUUACACAUAUUUUCUUUGUGAAAUCUUACUAUUUUACAUAGUUAGCUAAAUAUGCAAGGACCAAGUUAAGCCAAAUACAUUUACCUCCUUGGGCCUUCAAAUGAGUAUCAAGCCAUUUGCUGCUAGAAUGUGUCACAAACCUUAUUGUGCCAUAAACAGUUAUUUAUGACUUGAAAUUUGUUUAAUAAAACUUUCCAGUGCAAAAUUUGUGUUUCAAUUAUUAUGUGUAUGAAU
This is a messenger RNA of Pleuronectes platessa (European plaice), 2909 nucleotides long. It is a transcript of the gene slc6a11a, whose product is annotated as solute carrier family 6 member 11a. The coding region runs from base 13 to 1746 and encodes 577 amino acids. Gene Ontology annotation, biological process: sodium ion transmembrane transport. Gene Ontology annotation, cellular component: membrane. The transcript has 14 exons. The record is from RefSeq and is a predicted model, not a curated record. NCBI's taxonomy places the organism in Eukaryota, Metazoa, Chordata, Actinopteri, Pleuronectiformes, Pleuronectidae.